Molecule: messenger RNA, 1159 nt
Organism: Oryzias latipes (Japanese medaka)
Lineage: Eukaryota; Metazoa; Chordata; Actinopteri; Beloniformes; Adrianichthyidae
Gene: anapc16
Product: anaphase promoting complex subunit 16
Biological process (GO): protein ubiquitination
Cellular component (GO): anaphase-promoting complex; kinetochore; cytosol
Source: RefSeq, a predicted model, not a curated record
AUACCUGGCGUUUCAAUGAAAGAGAAAUCUUCUUCUUCCUCAUAAUGCUCUUCUUUUACUGUAUUUCUACGAUAUAUUCUUCCAUUUAUAUUAAUAAGAGCUGGGCGUAAAACAUCCAUGACGGACAUUUCGGUUAGCAAGUGCUAAAGUUUUAUGCAAGCGGAUAACUAAAGAUUAUUUUUACGGCAGUGAACGCUGUGGUAUCAUUUCUAUUGCUUUACGACCAGGUUACGACAGUUAUGAGCAAUUUACGGACUUUCUUACUAGAUUUCUAACACAUCUGGAACGACGGUCAGCUGACAGUUGAGAUUCACAAUCUGUUCCAGCUACUGUGAACUUUACGCUAGUGCAUUUUCCCCCUUUCUGUUGUAAAGAACAGUUUUUCGUCGUAAACUAGUACCUUCAAACAAAACAUCUUGUGAGAGUUAUUUGGGAUUUAGACGCCCCUCGAAUACAUGGCUGCGUCCUCUUCAUCGUCUUCUGCGGGUGGUGUUAGCGGUAGCUCGGUCACUGGCUCUGGAUUCAGUGCAUCAGAGCUCAUCCCUCCGAGGAAAGUCUUAUACACAUAUCCCAAAGGUGCAGGAGAAAUGAUGGAAGAUGGCUCUGACAGAUUUUUAUGCGAGUCUGUAUUCAGCUACCAAGUUGCCUCUACUUUGAAACAAGUUAAACAUGACCAACAAGUGUCCAGAAUGGAGAAACUUGCAGGCUUGGUGGAGGAGCUGGAAGCUGACGAGUGGCGGUACAAACCAAUAGAGCAGCUACUUGGAUUCACGCCGUCUUAAGGAAAACGAGGCGAUUAAAUCAGCCAAAUAAAUUACAAUAAAGAUGUUUGAUAUUUCACUUUGUACGGGAUAUAUCCCUUGUUUGUGUUUUUCCCCUGUAAAACUUAAUAAAAGUUUCAUUAUAAUUUUUUUUUUUUUAACUUUUGCCAUUGUACAUUUUACAGCAGUUAAACCUAUGUGAAUCAAAAUUACAAUCUGUUAUUUCCUUCAUUGUUAAAAAUGAGUAAUAUGUUCGCCCAUAAAUUCUAUCAUAAAAUAUAAUUUACCAUUAUAGUUGCUAUACAAUUCACAUGUCAUGUUUUUCUCCCAAUCUCCAUUUUAGCAAAAAAAAAAAAAAAAAAGAGAACAUUUAAAUAAAGUUGGACCUUCCUGGCAAC